Mycena citricolor is the source of this 1449-nucleotide messenger RNA. The record is from the annotation of a GenBank genome assembly. Lineage: Eukaryota; Fungi; Basidiomycota; Agaricomycetes; Agaricales; Mycenaceae.
AUGAACGGCAAGGACACUGAAGACAUGGAGACGGCAACGGAUCUCCUUCAGGAAACAAAGGUGGAACUCACUGGGAAGCCGUUCGCAUUCAAAGUAUUUCACAAGGGCGGAAAUCUCAUUGCCUUGAAUUCGGAUAUGGAUGUGGCGCAAGUGAUUGGCGCUGUUCAUUCCUUUUUGAAGCGGAGCGAUCCUGUCCAUAGCAGUGUCAGUCGUGAUACAUCACCGUCUCAGGUUGCUCCGUAUUGUGUGAAAUUGUGUCACACUCAUUUUAAACGAGCAAUCCUCAACUUUGCUCCACUCGUUGAUACCAAAGAUUACAAGCGAUUGCUGGGGGUUGUUGAUCUUAAGAGCAGGCAGGCAAUCGACGAGUUCACACAGUUUGUGGCGAGUCUCGGUAUCCCCAAAAUCUCCAACUGGUGGAAACACAAAAUCGAUAGUGACUGGAUCUUGCCCUGCGUCAUCAAGUCGCAGUCGCUCAUUCCUGCAGAUGAUUGGGAUCAAGCAGACAAGACAACAAAUCUCAACGAGGCUCAGCAUGCCUGGACAAAAGCUCGGACCGGAAUCAAGUUGUCUCUUGUCGAAGGAAUGGAAAGCGCUCGCAAGCUUGACUCGCAGGUCGUUCGCGAACGUGCUGUUGCGUUGAGCUCUGGCGUUGAUGUCAAUCCCAACAAUGGUUCGUACCAGCGGCGCGCCCGAAAUACGACCCGGAGGGCGAAUGCUGCCGCCAAAGCCCAUGUGAACAAAUCUGAAGGAAAGAACUCUGGCAAGAAGGCCGGCAAGAAGAGAGGCGGGGGUGGAGAACAGCUCCGUAAAUCGGCGGGAACCGCUCUCUCGAACACGGAGACGAUGAUCGUUUCCUCGAGCUCUAGUGGUCGCGUCAAGACUCGAAUUGUCCCUGCAAAACGGCUUCCUCCCACCGAAACAACUCCGGCAAUCAAACCUGUGUCUGUAGUGACCGCUCAGGGAACUGUUCAUCUGGGUGACGAUUUGCUCCUGACUGGAGAACCAUCUGGUUCGCCGAUCGAUUACUCCGUGGAUUUCAAUCCUGCUUUCACUCCCGUUACACUCUCGGACGAGGAGGUGAACUCAAUGAUCAGCUUCGGGAAUUUUUCUGUGCCAGAUCUUACCUCCAUGUUGCCGAUGUUUCCCUGUGAUUAUGAUGCUACUGAACCCGUGACAUUGGACGAAUAUGGCAUGCCGCCACUUCCGACAUUCUACGGACAGCCAGCUUCACCCCUUUUGAUCGAUCCUGAGCGCCGUCUCCCUUCUCCACCGCGCUCUCCGUCUCCGACGGCUGCAGUCUCGGAACAGACUACAGAAUCCUCUCGACCGGUCAGCUCACCCGGUGGGAGGACAAUGGGGUCUCGAAAGCGAAAGAUUCCUCAGCCUGCAGAGCCUUCUCGUGCGUCAAAAAGGCAGCGGAAAGCAGUCGAGCGGCUGAAUUUGUAA